AUCCAACAAUCCAACAAUCAUAAUGUCCCUCCGCUUCAUCCCCGGUCCCAACCACGCCUCGCAAACGAGCAACACGACUCUCCGCUCCAACGAGCCCGUCUCCCUCCCACACCCAUCCAAGGGCGCCCCCUCGGCGCCAGGCCUCCCCGAUACCCUCCGCAACAACAUCACGCUCGCUGCUCCGCGCGGCCCGCCCUCCUCGCAACCCUCGACUGCUGUCUCGAACCAUCCGCUCGAAGCUCGCCUGCUCGCCUGGCGCGCCACCCAUGACGCCAUGAAGAUGGAGUCCCUGCGUCGUACGUACGGAAUUGCAGAGCCUGUCCGUCGCGGCAUGGAGCUGAAGAUUGUUCGGGAUGGGACUUUCCGGCCCAUGAUGCUGGGGAACGCCGGAAAUCUCCAUGAGGAUAUCUUGGUUCUUGGCGGGAGGGAGGCGGAGCUCGCCUGGGAGGAUAUUUAUACCGGCGACGAAUUCCGGGAACCGCCUACUCUACACGAUGAAAUGGAAAAGCGACUGCGCAUGGAUUGGUAGAGGGGGGGUUGAGA
This is a messenger RNA of Penicilliopsis zonata CBS 506.65, 543 nucleotides long. RefSeq lists its product as hypothetical. Gene Ontology annotation, cellular component: cytoplasm; nucleus. Bases 23 to 529 code for a protein of 168 amino acids. Lineage: Eukaryota; Fungi; Ascomycota; Eurotiomycetes; Eurotiales; Aspergillaceae. Gene Ontology annotation, biological process: proteasome assembly. The transcript is spliced from 3 exons. The record is from RefSeq and is a predicted model, not a curated record.